This is a messenger RNA of Bombina bombina (fire-bellied toad), 3302 nucleotides long. It is a transcript of the gene ENTREP3, whose product is annotated as endosomal transmembrane epsin interactor 3. The record is from RefSeq and is a predicted model, not a curated record. Lineage: Eukaryota; Metazoa; Chordata; Amphibia; Anura; Bombinatoridae. The transcript has 12 exons. Gene Ontology annotation, cellular component: membrane. The coding region runs from base 364 to 2418 and encodes 684 amino acids.
UUCACAAAAAAGAUUUCCAAGGAAUGUGCUGUUGGUUUGUGAUUGGAUGUUAGGUGUCUCUGUAUCAUUUAUGGCAUCUAUUUGUCUAAAAUGCUUUACUAUGGUAAAAUUCUAUAAUGAUUCUCUUCACUCUAACACAUCAUAACAUUCCUCCCAAAUGCAUGUAAAUGUUUAAUUUCCUUUUUAAUAUCAAGCUACUGAGACAACUGCUUCCAUGGGUGAUGUGGGAUAUUUGAAGUAAUACCCAAAUCAAGGUGCUAUUGUACAUAUUUCUUUUUGCUUUACCAUCAAUAACUUUACUCUGACGUUGGAAGAAGUCUACGUUGUAUCCUCAUAUUCUCCCUGGCUGGGGGUCUCUUCCUGAUGAGGACAGUCAGUUAUAUGCAGCUCUGGGACCCUUUUUAUUCAUCUUGCGCAGCCAUGCCUUCCCCUACAGAUUCCAGCUUCUCUCUCACUGGCCGAAGCUCACGAAGCAUGUCCCAGAUUAGGCUACACCGGACGUGGUCACAUGUCUUACUGGCCCUAGGAUUUGUGCAGGUUACUCUGGGGGUCCUCAUUGUCACCUUCAGCCUUGUGGCAGCAACCAUCACCCCCUCAAUGAAGAUCAAGCAUUCUUGUCCUUCAUGGGCUGGAUUUUCUUUAGCUGUUUCAGGUCUGAUUGGUUGUGUCUCCUGGAAACGACCGUUUACAUUGAUGAUCACAUUGUUCACCUUGCUGACGGCACUAUGUGUGAUGCUGAGUCUUGCAGGCUCUAUCUUGUCCUGUCAGAAUGCACAGCUGGUGAAAUCCUUUGAUGCCUGUCAAAGAGAGAAAAACUGGUGUGUUUGCUGUCACGUGUUGCCUGAGGAUAAUAUCCCACCCUUGUGUAAUAAAGAUGUAGAGAUCCUGACCAUGUAUCCGAAUUCUGACUGCAGAAGCAUCCGUACAGCUCUAAAGGACCUGUUGUUCAGUGUUUGUGGCCUCACCAUCCUCUCCACCAUUAUCUGCACAUUGUCUGCUGUCAUCUGCUGCAUUCAGAUCUUCUCAUUGGAUGUGAUUCAUGUUUUGGCACCACAGAGAUCCACCUCAGUUAACCUAGAGUGCCUAUCUCCCCAGGAUACCAUCCUGCAGAGUAUGAUAGAGUGUGAGGAGUUCAUUCCUCCAGUUCCUCCACCUCCUUACUAUCCACCAGAGUAUACUUGCAGUUCUGAGACUGAUGCCCAGAGCAUUACUUACAAUGGAUCUAUGGACAGCCCUAUUCCUCUGUACCCGACAGACUUCCCACCAUCUUAUGAAAGUGUUAUGGGCAUCAGAGAAGACAGUCAGGCCACCCUGUUUGAAGCUCAAGUUAACGAGGUCUCCUGUUUCAGUGCAUCGGAGAGAAUUGAUUCCACUGGACAAAGUGCAAUUGAUGAUAGCAGCCCUUCUGAAGACUCAGUCCUACUGGAGAUGCAAGGAUCUGUCCGUUCAGUGGAUUACGUCCUGUACCGAUCUAUCCAGCGCAGCCGAGCCGAUUAUUGCCUUAGUGUAGACUGUGCACAGUGUGGGCAUCAUCAGGAAAGCCCCACACUUAGCCUGCAAGGGCCAUUUGAAGAAAUUUCUGUGCCUCGUCCCAAAGGAGAGCGUUCUUUUUCUUGCUCUACCCCAAGUAACUGUUAUGACCCUCUGACUCAGGUGGGGGCUGCUGUAUCCCGUAGCUGUAACAGGCUGGAAAAAAUUGGUCACUCUGUAGGUCCCUGCUUCCCAGAAGUAAGACUAAAAGGAAAGGUACCGGGGAGAGCUGCAAGGAACAGAGGUUCUGGAUGCUCCAUACAUCACAGUUCUCCGUGCCAGAACCUAGAUUGUCCCCAUCGGAGGUACAGCGAGAAUACACGUCCUGCAGCAUUGUGUGAAGAGGUCUUACCCCGCAUAAUAAUCCGUUCACACAGUGAUCCUGGAAUCUGCUUCUUACAUACAGAUCUUCAUAAUGAUGAUUACACCAAAGGUCUGGGAGACGAUGUGUCCCUCUCCUCCAUUGAUACAGCUGUUUACGCGGCGGCUUCUCUGUAUAGACGCUCUACCAUGGACUCUCCUCCACUACACCGCACAAGCUCUGCAGGGAAAAGCAGGUUUAAUGCAACCCGGAGAGCAGUGCAAAGACUUUCAAAGAGUGGGGCCCUAUCUCUGGGUGAUCUGAAGUCUGGACGCAGCACCAGAGUACUAGUGUCUAGGUUCCUAAAUAGAUCACGAAGGAGCAUGAAAGAGGGAACAGAAAAUGGCAAGCAGGUACUUAAGAGUCCAUUGCCCUUUGAACAUGAAAGACACCAAGAAUCAAUGAUCUUACAAAGCUGUGGAGAUCUCAGCUCUACGUCAUCUCUCCGUCGUCUGCUUUCCACUGGGCGGCAUCAGCGCAGACGUCCUCGAAGCCUGAAUAGUGCUUACAAAGAGAGCACUGUGUGAAGAAGUGACUAUCUAGAAACAGAAUACUCGCACAGUCAGCAAAUACAAUAAUUGGUGUCAAGGUCUACACAUCAGGGCAUGAAAACACAACUGUGUGAAGCUGCUGUAAUCUUGCAUAUUGUGUUUGACCAGAUACAACCAUACUACUGUAAGGUGCCCUACCAAUGUGAACAUUGACCCAACUGAGUGUAAGCAUUGGUACAACAUGGGGUGAAUUUGUAAAUAGCUCACAGGACUGUGUUGGCCAAGGUGCGCUUUAACCUAUUGUGAGACGACAAUCAUAAAAACUUUGCACAACAAUUUGCUGUCCACUCUGGGCAUUAGCACAACACAAUACUAUCUUGUGAACACCACAUUGAAUUGUAAUGACCAGUCUGAUCUUGGGCACAACAUGAGAUAUACUCCACGCAGUACAGAGUUGGUCACUCCGAGUAUUAGCACAAAUUUGUAAGCUUCAUACAGAUUUCUAAGCCAAAAUCUUUCUCUGAGACCCGUAGUUUGAUUAAUUUGCAAAUUACAAUCAGCAGUCUGCUGGAGAGUUACUGAGCCACAAAACUUCAUAUGCAUCUGUAUACUAUUCUCUUGUCACAGGCAGUUUUUCUAGCCAUGUAUCUGUUUGAGAACAGACAAUACAUGCCCAGAAUGUUUGCACAGCAAAAAGAAAGUUAUAGAAAUAAGAAAAUAAGGCAUCCUUAAAGGGGCUCCCAAAUAUACGUUAGAUUCCUUAUAAAGAACAUUAAAACCACCUAUAAAAUGUUCUAGCUAUUUUAUUCUACAAUGACUAUUGUUUAGUUAUUUAGCUCUGCUUCUAUAUAACCCUGUUAGUGAUUGCCAUUGUAAGCCAAUUUAUAAUCCAGUGCAAAAUGCAUGAUCAUUUUUAUAUA